AUCUUUCAUCAUUCACCUCUUAAUCUUCAGCCAUCCUCAUCACAUUGUCCAUUCCAUCUCCAAUCCAUUCAUAUAAACCGACACCCAGAAGCGAAAAUAUAAUCGACCGGUGAUAAAUAAAGGACCCCGUUAAAGAAGCAAUCUCAUUCAAUAUUUAAUCAAGAUGCCUAGGGAGCUUUUCCUGACGGCGACCGUCAAGGACUCCGAUUUCACAAUGGCAUGCGCCGUCUUGCAGGGCAUGACAUGGAUGUCUGCGCGCCAAUCUAUCCAUCGCAUUCUAUUCUACCAAGGUCAUCCACAACCAAAGCCUCUUAAGAACGUGCGUGCUUUCCAGCAGUCGCGUUACCUACCUCUAUGGAAAGAGUUAAGCAACCAAUUGGCUCGAUCAUCGUACAUUUUACAAGCGGCCUACGAGGUAAUUCCGGAUAGGGAUCUUGGAAAAGGAACGACAAUGGAAUUUAAUUCUUUGCCCGGUUUUUUGCGCUGGACAGAUUUACCUGAUCCCCUCCGAGAUACGCCAGUUACGUCAAGAAAGAAGAUUGAGAUCCCAGAACAGGUCAAUUUACCGAUGGCUAUGAUUGACAACGGUUUCCAGUAUAAGAACGAGAUAAUCCAAGAGAGCCAUUCUUAUGUCAGGGAGAAUAUUGAAUUCAUCUUCAGCAGAUAUUAUCAUCUGCCAGAUUCUCCAGGACAACCAGUGGCGAGUCUUCCUGCGUGGGCGGAUCUUCGCCCAUUAGAUCCAGCCCAGAAAUGGGUGUUGAAUGUAAAACUUAACCUACUCGAUGAUAGUCAACCAGACAAGUUGAAGAAGGCGAGCGAGGAGCUAUUAGCGGUGAAGAUGGAACUGGAUAUAUUAUUCGAGUUCAAGCCUAUCGACCGAAGAGUAUUUGACACGAGGAUCGCUCCCCCUCCUGCGAUCCCCGGGCGUGGUUAAAGCUACUUGGUCGAGAGAUGCCUGCUACGUUAGACGAAUAGAUAAUGAAAUAUAUGAGAUACCCACCGGAAAAGGCAGUAUGUUUCCUUUUAAAUUUGUAACCAAGGAUAAUGAUUCGCAAGGAAGCCCUAUGUUCUCUGAAACUAUAUCAGAGACCCUUUAUAUGCAGUGCUUUGAACUAUAGUGUGAAGCUAGUAGCCGCACUUCAUAGCCAUAGAAUCUUAUUCAUUACCA
Hypoxylon trugodes is the source of this 1168-nucleotide messenger RNA. RefSeq names its product mediator complex, subunit Med18. The transcript has 3 exons. Gene Ontology annotation, cellular component: mediator complex; core mediator complex. Gene Ontology annotation, molecular function: transcription coregulator activity. Lineage: Eukaryota; Fungi; Ascomycota; Sordariomycetes; Xylariales; Hypoxylaceae. The record is from RefSeq and is a predicted model, not a curated record. Gene Ontology annotation, biological process: termination of RNA polymerase II transcription; regulation of transcription by RNA polymerase II. The coding region runs from base 164 to 934 and encodes 256 amino acids.